Messenger RNA from Prionailurus viverrinus (fishing cat), 1390 nucleotides. RefSeq names its product endogenous retrovirus group K member 7 Env polyprotein-like. Lineage: Eukaryota; Metazoa; Chordata; Mammalia; Carnivora; Felidae. Gene Ontology annotation, molecular function: structural molecule activity. The transcript has 2 exons. The record is from RefSeq and is a predicted model, not a curated record. The coding region runs from base 233 to 1039 and encodes 268 amino acids.
AGUGGCGCCCAAACAGGGACCUGAGACAACAAGGAGGAAAGCGAAAGCAGAUCACACGGCGUCUAAUUCAGUUCUACAAUUGCGUGCCUGUGUUCCACCUCCCUACUAUUUGAUUGUUGGAGAUGGGACCAUUACUUCAGUGAAAGAAGAUCAUCAUCAGUUAUACCGGCUGACUUGUCCUGCUUGUGUUUUGACCAAUUGUCUACCAGUAGAUGGACCCUGUAGAAGUGAAAUGAAGGUUUAUCUGCUCUUACAACCUCCCUAUUGGAUGUUGCCAGUAAAUGUUACAGGACCUUGGUAUCCUAAUUAUGGAAUGCAAUUUGCCUUAGAAAUCAGUAAACGGCUGCGCAGGACCAGACGGUUUCUUGGACUCUUGAUUGCUGGACUCAUAGUAGCAGUGACUGUAAUUGCCUCUGCAACUGUAUCUGUAAUAUCCUUACAUGAAAGUGCCCAAACAGCAUCCCAUGUAAAUGAAUUGGCUCAUAAUGUAUCCAAGGUGUUUGCCACUCAAGAGAGAAUAGACCGUAAAUUGGAAGCCCAAUUGGAGGCACUACAAGAAGCAUUGAUAUAUCUUGGUGAUCAGUUUGCUGUUUUGCGUACCAGACUUUCUAUAAUUUGUCAUGAUGCAUAUAAGCAUAUCUGUGUUACCCCUUUAGAGUAUACUAAUAUGACAUGGGGACAAGUGCGUCGUCAUUUACAAGGGGUUUGGCAUGACACUAACACUAGCUUAGACCUCUUACAGCUACAAGAAGAGAUAAAUGCUAUUGCAAGUAGCUCACUCAGUUUCCCUGACCCUGGGGAUCUCGCUGGAACCAUACUGCACCAACUUAAUGGGUUUAAUCCAUUUAAUAUUCUUCAGCAUUCCUUUUGGAUCUUUAUUGGAAUUGUCUCUGAAAUAUCUGUUAUACUUGUCUUGCUGUGUUGUUUCUGGAGAUGGGGUCUCACUGCCUUUACCACGUACCAAGCCAGGAUGCACAUGUUGCAAUUACAAACAAUAGGGGGAAAUGUGGGAGUGAGUGCCAGGCUGAGACCGGGUUGAGCAAUGGCUUCCUUGUUGACUCAGCCAACCCGGUGGUUCCCCCUCCCAUUCCCCCACUUGCAAAGGCAUACGAAAGCCUUGUCAAGGCUGAGAAAGCUAAUUCCUGAAGCCUGUGGUCUGUGGGUGUUGGCAGUAAUGUUACCCCCCUUUUCUACCCCGGGUCAAAUAGAAACAAACAUGGGAACUGUGUUUUGCUAGCAAUCUAUCAACAAGGUCUUGUUGUGACCCGUUUAGAAAGUUCACAAGAUACAUAGAACUAAAUGUUUUGGUCAGCGAUCAUGUGAAACCUGUUUAUUCUUAGAAUGACCUGACCCAUAAGAGUCUUGAUAUAAAAGAUUGUGUACAGCAAAA